GAGCGCGCCGGCGGAUGUGACGUAAGCGGCGCGCGCGGGGAGGAGGAGGAGGCGGCGGCAAGAUGGCGGCGCCGAAGGUGAAGCAGGACAUGCCGCCGCCGGGCGGGUACGGGCCCGUCGACUACAAGCGGCACCUGCCGCGCCGCGGCCUCUCAGGUUACAGCCUCUUCGCGCUGGGCAUCGGCAGCCUCCUGCUGGGCUACUACACCAUCAUCAAGUGGAACCGGGAGCGCAGGCGGCUGCUCAUCGAGGACCUGGAGGCUCGGAUCGCCCUGAUGCCGCUGCUGCAGGCGGAGUCGGACCGCAGGACCCUGCGACUGCUGCGGCAGAACCUGGACGAGGAAGCUAAAAUCAUGAAGGACGUUCCUGGGUGGCAGGUCGGAGAGUCCGUGUUUCACACCGACCGCUGGGUGCCCCCGACGCUGGAUGAGCUCUACUACCUGCGGCCCACCAGCGAGCUGGACAACGAGAAGUUUGGCUUGCAGUACUACGUCUGAAGCCCGGCGGAGCCCGGCUCUUCGUGGGCUUUGGUUUCCCCAGACGCCGCGCGGGGGGUGGUGUCUGUCGGAUGCGUUCGUUGCUGACUGUGUUUGGGCGUCUGCUAUUAAAACCGCGCCGAUACGAGA
This is a messenger RNA of Dromaius novaehollandiae (emu), 626 nucleotides long. It is a transcript of the gene NDUFA13, whose product is annotated as NADH:ubiquinone oxidoreductase subunit A13. The coding region runs from base 63 to 497 and encodes 144 amino acids. The transcript is spliced from 5 exons. The record is from RefSeq and is a predicted model, not a curated record. Lineage: Eukaryota; Metazoa; Chordata; Aves; Casuariiformes; Dromaiidae.